Camellia sinensis is the source of this 744-nucleotide messenger RNA. The record is from RefSeq and is a predicted model, not a curated record. NCBI's taxonomy places the organism in Eukaryota, Viridiplantae, Streptophyta, Magnoliopsida, Ericales, Theaceae.
AUGGUGGAUACGCGAGCUAACGACUGUUCAGAAACCAGCAACAAUGCUCGAAAUCGUCCCAGAAAUCAGCAUGGGCCCGUACCCGUGGGAGCCAGUAUCCCUAAUAAUCUUGGGCAUCAAAUUCUAGAGGAAUUGGGGCAACUAAGGAACAAUUGGCAAAACGAGAGGACUCGACUCUUUUCGGAGUUCAGAAAACAAAGGCCCCCGAAGUUCACAGGAGUACCACACCCGAGGGUGGCUGAGAAUUGGCUUCAACAGAUAGAGAAUAUGCUAGACACUAUGGGAAUAACCGAAGAUGUCGAUAGAAUAGCCUUGGCCAUAUUCGAGCUUGAUGAUGAGGCUGAUCAUUGGUGGGUACUAAUCAAGAAUACGCGUGAUGUUGCCAACAUGUCGUGGAACCAGUUUAAGGAAUUAUUCCUGAAUAAAUACUUUCCAAGUACAGUUCGUCAGGAGCGAGUCAGGGAAUUCCAAAACCUGGAACAAGGGAAUAUGACCGUAACCCAAUACGCUGCAAAAUUUGAAGAGUUAGCCCGUUACACAACUAGAUAUAUAGAAAAUGACGAAGAGAAAGCAAGGAUGUUCGAGUGGAGGUUGGACCUUACAAUCAAGGGAAUAGUUCUCUCGCAACGACUCCACUCAUAUGCCAAGGUGUUGGAGACGGCAUUAGAAUCUGAAAAGGAUGUAGCCGACGCUAGGAAGACUUGGAACAAGCGGAAAGGCGGUCAGACAUCUGUUGGACCUUAG